AUGGCUCACAGGUAUCCAGAAAAGCUUGCAGACAGUAGCUUUGAUAACACCGGACUUUUACUUGAAGCACCUUACCGACCUCACCUCAACAACUCUGUUCUCCUUACCGUCGACCUUACCAAAGCUGUAGCCGAUGAAGCUAUUGCAAGGAAAGACUCCAUUAUCAUUGCCUACCAUCCCAUCAUUUUCCGCCCAUUGAAGUCCUUCACCCUAGCAAACACGCAGCAAAACUCCCUAUUAAGACUAGCUCAAGAAGGCAUCAGUGUUUACAGUCCUCAUACAGCUGUUGAUGCUGCUGUAGGAGGCCUCAAUGAUUGGCUAGCAGAUAUCGUUACUUGCAAAGACUAUGAGAAUCCUUCUGAAGGACAAGAGCCUCAAACUACUCGCUCUGUCAUCACACCGGUCAAAGAUCCGCUACAGGGCUUUGAACAAGCAGGCUACGGCCGCAUUGUCAAGUAUCAAACUCCAGUCGAACUCGGAACUAUAGUUCAGAGAAUCAUGAGAGGCUUGAAGAUCCAGGACGGCAUGUCUGUAGCAACUCCCCAAGCUGUACCUGCUGGACAAAAAUCCCAGAUCAAGAUCUCAUCAAUUGGUAUAUGUGCUGGAUCUGGUGGUUCUUUACUCAAUGGAUUGGACGUCGACCUCUUGUUCACCGGAGAGCUGAGCCAUCAUGAAGCAUUGGCUGCGAUUGAGCAAGGAAAGUGUGUUGUCACUGUAUUUCACAGCAAUAGUGAGCGAGGAUUCUUGAAUCAGAGAAUGGCUGUCGAUCUCAUGAUCGCUAUCAAUCAUUCUCAGUCGGAUGGAGAAUUUGCCGAUAUCCCAAAGAAUUGGUCUCAAACCGGAGGAAUAGCUGUCAGUCAGGCGGACCGGGAUCCAUACUCAGUCUUCAGUAAGACAGUGUUGGACGGAGGACAAUGGUAG
This is a messenger RNA of Mollisia scopiformis, 921 nucleotides long. Its product is annotated as NGG1p interacting factor 3. Lineage: Eukaryota; Fungi; Ascomycota; Leotiomycetes; Helotiales; Mollisiaceae. Gene Ontology annotation, cellular component: cytoplasm; mitochondrion. Bases 1 to 921 code for a protein of 306 amino acids. The transcript is spliced from 4 exons. The record is from RefSeq and is a predicted model, not a curated record.